AGGCCGGAAGUACCACUUUAACAAUGGUUAUAACUAAGAAGACCGCCGCUAAGCUUAAAAUUAAAAAUACAUGACUGAUUAAGACAUUUAGAUUUAUUACAAUACGAAAAAUAAUAAAUGACUUAUUGGAUCCGUGUUUCAAUCUUGCAUUUAAUGCUUCUAUCAUCUGUUUGGUGUGGAGGUAGCUCUAGAUCUUUUAAAUCCAAAAGUUUGACGAGACUUCAGUCACUUGAGAAACAGAAAACGGAGAUAAAAUCUACUGAGACUACUGUCAAUACAGAGAAAUCUCAGAAAUCUGUGAAGAGUGCGACAUUUGACGUGGAAAACCUAGAUCUUAAAAAUGUUGCAUUCGAUCAAUGCCGUGAAGCUAAUUGCAGUCAGAUUGCAAGGAUUAACAAUCAAUGCAUAAAUCCCAAUGAUUGUAAUGUUUGUGGAUUAACUGGUGUUGAGAAUAUCUAUGAGUCGUUAAGAGAAGGUGUGUAUUGUGCAGAUAAGAAGGAUGUGAUCACGUUAACUAAUAGAAGAGGUGGUUUGUUAUUCACUGUGAGGUUUCCAUUUAUGGGUCAGUCUUGGGACUUCUGUCAACUAGGACUUCUUCAAAGCAAUAGAUUGGACUCUGCUGAUAGAUUUGUGACCCUGGACAAAGUACUGGACUCUAUACAGUGCACGGACUUAAGCUGUACACCCUACAAUCUACAAGCUAAACUGUGCUCCCUUGAUGUCAGUGAUGUGGUAGAUCAAGGAUGCUUUGACAGAACUCCCAUCUUGAGUGUUCCAAUAAGCAAGGAGGCUAUAGUCUUGUAUUUGGAUGAAAACCUGAGCUGCAAGAAAUGUCUGCUACAACUAAGCAUAUCUGAAAAUAAAAUUGACCAAUCACUAAUGUGUUUCCCCAUGAGCGUCGUACCAGCUAGUGUCAAGAUGAAGCGCUAUGCUUCUGACCUGGACAAAGAAACUACUACUACCAAAAGCUCUCUACCAGUCUUGCUAAAAAAAAUUGUCUUGAGCAGUGCAGAGAUUAAACCCAAUGCCUCUAAAGCUGAUGAACCACAUUCUCAGCAAAAUUCUUCCCAAACCUCCAAACCUGUGAAUCCUCAAAAUAUUCAGAAUGGGCAGGAACCUAGGCUUGCUAAACAUAACAGUGGGGAUUUAGUGGAGGAAUCUCAGCUUGCCAAUCAGUCAGUUACACAGAGUGCUGAAGAUCUGAAAAAUAACAGCCUUAGAGAAAGCCCAGUAGAUAGCAAAGUGCCUGUAAACCCUGAUGGUGCUGAUGAAGAAAACUUUUCUAAAAAGCAGGCAAAUGAAAAUCCUAUUCAAAUAGGUAAAGAAGAUCAAAGCAAGAAGCCAGGCAGUGAGACAAUGAAAACAGCAUCUGUAGUGAAAGAGAUGUCAACCACUGAGAACACCAGGACAACGUUGACAAACACAACGAAUACUAAAUCACAAAACAUCAAAAAGGAACCUGAAAAAAAAUCUCUUUAUCCCAAAGCUUUAACACUGAAUGUGAACACCAACAGUUUGAAAUCCUUCACUUUCCAUGAGCUGAAGGCCCCGACCUUACCAACAACUACUAUGAAAUUUGAAGAUUUAUGGAACAAGAGAAUGCGAGAAAGUGAGAUGAAAAGGAAGGAACGGGAACAAUUUGAGGCCAUUCAAGAUGAUGAUGAUCCACCACCUCAAAAAGAUCCCUUUAUUUCGAUGGAUAAAGAAAUUGGACAGUCUAGAAGCAAGGCUUCAACCUUGAAGGCUAUGAACCUGGUUCUCUCUUUACUCCUUGUCAUUGCAUUGAUUGCUAUCCAGAUAUAAAGCACAAUACCAAUUUUAUUUACAAAGGGAGGCUACUUCUUUUCUUUAACAGCACCGUAAGGGAAAACUAUUCCCUAGUUGGAUUCAUUAGCCAAAUGUAAAAUGUUUUAUAUACUAAUACUGAUAAAAGAUGUUUGUGCUUAUUGUUUCAAAGUUAUUCAAUUUUUUUUCCUCUGGUUUACAUAAACAUUUUAAAUUGUUUUAAGUUAUUGAUUAUGCACUAAAUAUUUAGUACCAUUUGCUCAAAAUAGUGUCCUGGAUAUUCUAUCACUAUAGGUAGAUCAUGAUUGUUGCUCUGAUGCUAUAGAAUGCUGUUGUAGAAAAUAGUUAUGAAAGCCCCAGUGAAGAAAGGGUUCUUAUUGGACAUUAUUUUGUCAGAAUUAUUUAUUUCUUUUCAUAUGUUUGAUUUCACCCAUGAAUCUUGCUUCUGAUAUUGGAUGCAAUGUAAAUGGCUUACAUGUAGUGCCUAUUUACCAUACGCCACAAAACCUUAAAAAAAAAACUGGGUUGUGGAAAAGAAAAUAGAAGUUAAAAGAAGUAUAUUCCAAAUACUGAAAUAUAAUAUAUAUAUAUAUAUAUUAUAUAUAUGUAUAAUUAUAUAUAUGUAAUUAUAUAUCUGGCAUUUUAUGUCUUGAGAGACUUCUUGUGUGACUAAAGAGGCCAAUCCUUGAUGCACAGCUGAUGUCACAGGUUGGGCCUUAUAUGAUAAUAUUACUAUGCAAAAACUUGUAUGUGUCCAGUGAGCGAAUUGUAGAAAGAAUCAUCUCUUUUCUAUUUGAGCGUUUUAUUUCAUAAUGUUUCCCCUUAUAUUCAGUACCAGAAUAAGCAAGAAAGAAGAAAAAAAUGUGUAUGAAUAUUUGUAUUUCUUUAAUCCACUAGUAAUAUUGUUUUGUGCAUUGUUUAAGUCAGUCUGUCCUAUUGUAGCAAUGUUCAAGUCAGUCUGUCUUACUGUAGCAAUGUUCAAGUCAGUCUGUCCAAGUGUAGCAAUGUUCAAGUCAGUCUGUCCUAGUGUAGCAAUGUUUAAGUCAGUCUGUCCAAGUGUAGCAAUGUUUAAAUCAGUCUGUCCUAGUGUAGCAAUGUUCAAGCCAGUCUGUCCUAGUGUAGCAAUGUUCAAGCCAGUCUGUCCUAGUGUAGCAAUGUUCAAGCCAGUCUGUUCUAGUGUAGCAAUGUUCAAGCCAGUCUGUCCUAGUGUAGCAAUGCAAGAUAUUUUUUGUACAAUAAUAAAAUUUGUUUUUAAUGACUUGAAGUGACAUUCAUGACCAUGAAAACCAGAGCUUGUUGCCCAGAGUUGGGUUAAAACAAUAUACGUCUUUGCAGCUCAGGAAGGUUUUGGACUUAGUCAAUAAGUUUUUCAUGUUCAUCUCCAAAUGUCUCCUUGGACAAUAUACACACAUUAUGUCAAUAUCAGAUAACUUUGAAGGGACCUAUGUGUUUUUCAUUUGUUAUAGUUCUUAUUGUUUUAUUCAGAAUGUUAAUUGAUUAGAAUAUAAAUUGGAAAUAAAGUUAAUAGUCAUGAAA
This is a messenger RNA of Biomphalaria glabrata, 3321 nucleotides long. RefSeq lists its product as uncharacterized. The coding region runs from base 118 to 1803 and encodes 561 amino acids. Lineage: Eukaryota; Metazoa; Mollusca; Gastropoda; Planorbidae. The transcript has 9 exons. The record is from RefSeq and is a predicted model, not a curated record.